AUGCUUGAGAGCAAAGUAAUAGAGGUUGAACAGUUUUACCAAUCUACUGAUGUUCAAAACAAUGAUUGCAAAACCAAAGGCCGGAAGAAUCCUCUUACUGGAUCUAAGAAGCCACUACAACAUGCUUCCGAAGAAAUCACGUGUCAUGUUUCCAAAAUUAUAACUGAGAUAACUCGGCAUGAAUAUGCAUGGCCCUUUUUGGAACCUGUAGAUGUUAAAGGUCUUAAGCUCUAUGAUUAUUAUGAGCCUAUGGAUUUUAGCAUAAUAAAAAGAAAAAUGAAUGCUAAAGAUGGCUCUGGUUAUAAAAAUGUGAGGGAGAUAUAUGCUGAUGUAAGGCUGAUUUUUAACAAUGCAAUGACGUACAACGAUGAAACCCAUGAUGUCCAUCAGAUGGCCGAGAUCUUGCUGGAUGAAUUUGAGAAGAAAUGGUCGCAUCUUUUGCCUAAACUCACUAAAUUGGAGGCUGAAUUAUCAAAGGAAACACAUGAGAAUUUGAACAAAAAGCUUGCUCAAGAAGCCACUUAUGCUAACAUGACUAUGAAAUUAAGCGACGAGUUGUCUAAGGCUGAUAUGGCUUUGAAGAAUCUCAAAUCACUAAUGAUUGCAAAGUGCAGGAAACUGUCAUCUCUGGAGAAAUCGUUACUUGCUGCGGAUAUCACUAAAUUGUCUCCUGAUAACCUCCACAAGGCAUUAGAGAUAGUUAAUGAGAAUAAUCCAAAUUUCCAAUUUAGUAGGGAAGACGUGACCCUUGAUCUCGACUCUCAGGAAAAAGAAGUGAUUGCCAACAUUGAGGAAGAGAAAAAAUCCGAUGUCAAAAGGAGGAGAAUGAUGUGA
Messenger RNA from Vicia faba (fava bean), 834 nucleotides. NCBI's taxonomy places the organism in Eukaryota, Viridiplantae, Streptophyta, Magnoliopsida, Fabales, Fabaceae. The record is from the annotation of a GenBank genome assembly.